UCUUGAAGACGAGCAUGCGCAAUGAGUUUGAAAAUGUCGGCUUGUGGUCGGAAAGCUGUGUAGUAUUUUGCAUUUAACAUAAUGACUUAAUAGCAGUUGAGAAAAUAUUAUUUGAACUAUUCGCUGCCAAUAUGUCGUCUGAAAACUUGAUAGGACCUGCUCUACCCCCGGCGUUUAAAAAGACGGAUGAUUCUGAUGAUGAACGGGACUGUGAGUUUGCUGGUCCCGCUUUGCCUCCCGGUUAUAAACGAGGAGAACCGUCCAGCUCAUCGGAUGAAAGUGAGGAAGUGGUCUUCAAAAGAGUCAAGACUGGGCACACGACUGAAAACAAACAGGCUGAGGUGGACACAAACAAGACAGAAGACGAUGACGGAUUCUUUGGGCCAGCUUUACCACCAGGGUUUAACAGGAGAGAAAGUUCACCAGAGAGGUCAUUUGUUCUGGGACCAGCUUUACCUCCGGGGUUCCGCCGUGCUGUGGAUGAUGAUGAUGAUGAUAACAAAGAUGAAGAUGGAUAUAUACCAGGACCUGCCUUACCCCCAGGCUACCAGGCUGAUCCCUCCAGCAGUGAGGAAGAGAAUGACAAUGUUAUUGGACCCAUGCCGGCCAAAGGCCCAGUUCAGAGUACAGUGGCUCUGGACAUUGAACGCAGGGCACAAAUGAUGAGAGACAAGCUGACUAGAGUUGACACUCCUGAGGUGCCAACUAGAGAGACUUGGAUGACGGAGCUUCCACCAGAACUGCAACACAUUGGUUUGGGGGCUCGUACGUUCAAGAAGAGGUCAGGUCCAGAGAAGGGUGACCGCUCUAUUUGGACAGAUACGCCUGCAGACAGAGAACGCAAGACCAGGGAGCACCUGGAGAAAAAGAAAAAAGGUGAGGCUGAGAAGGAAAGUGCCCCGCAAAUCUCUCAUAAGGAUUUGGAAAUGGCAGAGAAGGUGUCCAAGUAUAAUAAUACUAAACGCUCAGAAUCUUUGCUGAGUUUGCAUACAAAGAACUUGAAGGAGAAAGCAAAGGAAGCUGAGGACAAGCCGGCAGAGAGAAGGGCAUUUGAUCGGGAAACUGACCUGCAGGUGAAUCGCUUUGAUGAUGCACAGAAGCAACGGCUGCUGAAGAAAUCUCAGGAACUGAACACGCGCUUCUCCCACAGCAAGGAUCGGAUGUUCCUGUAAGGACAGUGGUUACAGUUGACAAUCUAACCUUAAUCUCAUGGCUAAAGUAAAAUGGAUCAGAUAAACAAUUAUUUUGAUGAUGGGGAUGACAUAAGGGCCAUUGAUUGUGAUCCUUUGCUUGACUGUCGACAAAUCCUGGGUGCAGUCCAUGUUUUAAUGUAAGAUGGGAAUAGAACAAAAUAAGUGGUCUGGAGAUGAAUAGUUUGUGUUUUUCCGGACAGCUUAAAGUGUUGGCAAUAUGUGAGACAAUAUUACUUCUUGAGUCACUGCUAUGUCUCUAGGGGAUAUACAUAUAUACAGUAUAUAUAUGUAAAAUUCCAUUCAAUAUAGAAUAGUUUACUUGCUGGCAUUGAACUAUAUUAUAAAACAAACUUUUAAUUUUGGCAGAUUCACAGUUUUUUGUAAAUUAUAUCUUCGUUUUCAAAUGUCUAGCAAUUUCACUCCUGAAUCAAAAUAACUCAUUUCACCAGUUUUUUUAUUAGAUUUUUUUUACACAUUACAUAUGUAUCUGAGUAUUUUGAUUUGGUGUCCAUGCAUACUUGUUAAAAAGCUUUUGGAUGACAAUUUUAUACAAUUGAAGUAUGCUGUUGUGCUGUGUGUGUGAUUUGAGUGUAAUGUGGUUCAUUAGGUUUUGUAAAUGUGUGCUUCUUUCAGUCUUAAGAACAUGCAAUUUAUUUUGUGGGUAGGGACUAGAGAGGAACAAUUGUUCAUGCAAAUGUGAAUGAGCCUAUAUUUAGAGAUUAAAGUGAUAAAUAACUUGUUUCACUGUUACAACAAAAAAUAUUAGAAUUACCAAAUGAUAACACUUAGUGUGAAAUAGAUUCAUUUAAGUUCCUGCAUAAAACGCCACUGAUUUAAAAAUGUGUCAAUUGUCAAAAACUAUUUUAUUGGUGUUGGACUAAACAACAAAGGCUCCUUCA
This is a messenger RNA of Doryrhamphus excisus (bluestripe pipefish), 2092 nucleotides long. It is a transcript of the gene gpalpp1, whose product is annotated as GPALPP motifs containing 1. NCBI's taxonomy places the organism in Eukaryota, Metazoa, Chordata, Actinopteri, Syngnathiformes, Syngnathidae. The record is from RefSeq and is a predicted model, not a curated record.